GUGUUCGCCGAUACAGCAAGCAUCACAGUUGUAUUUGCUUUCAAAACAGUCUUCGCGAGAAAGUAGAAAGGAAAACGAUUUCCAACCGUACUAGCACAUAACAGUUUACAGGUAAACAUUCUCUCUGAGGACUUUUCAAGCGAGUGAAAACCGUAGAGGCUAAAUCUUGCGCUAUAACAUUGAAACUACAAGAUGAAGUUACAGACGAUGAAGAUUAAAGACAUGAAAAAACUGUGCUUUACUGCAGUGAUCGGCGUUAUCGUGAUCAUCGUGGUUAUUAUAGCAGCGAUUCUAUUAGCCCAUGGCUCACAUCCUAACUGUGAUAAAGAAAGUGACGAACCAUAUGAUUUAGUAUAUUACAACUGCAACCAAAAGUCUUCCAUUUGCCACAAGAACGCCAAAUGCAACAACACCAUUGGCUCGUACUAUUGCACAUGCAAUUCAGGGUUUAGCGGAAAUGGGAGAGAAUGUACCGACAUUGAUGAAUGUGUAACUGGGGCCCACACAUGUGACAAGAACGCCAGAUGCAACAACACCAUUGGAUCGUACCAUUGCACAUGCAAUCCUGGGUUCAGUGGAGAUGGAAGAAAUUGUACCGACAUUAAUGAAUGUGUAACUGGGGACCACACAUGUGACAAGAACGCCAAAUGCAACAACACCAUUGGCUCGUACCAUUGCACAUGCAAUCCAGGGUUCAGCGGAGAUGGGAGAGAAUGUACCGACAUUGAUGAAUGUGCAACUGGAGACCACACAUGUGACAAAAACGCCAAAUGCAACAACACCAUUGGCUCGUACCAUUGCACAUGCAAUCCUGGGUUUAGCGGAAAUGGGAGAGAAUGUACCGACAUUGAUGAAUGUGUAACUGGAGACCACACAUGUGACAAAAACGCCAAAUGCAACAACACCAUUGGCUCGUACCAUUGCAGAUGCAAUCCUGGGUUCAGUGGAGAUGGAAGAAAUUGUACCGACAUCGAUGAAUGUGCAACUGGAGACCACACAUGUGACAAGAACGCCAAAUGCAACAACACCAUUGGCUCAUACCAUUGCAGAUGCAAUCCUGGGUUCAGUGGAGAUGGAAGAAAUUGUACCGACAUCGAUGAAUGUGUAACUGGAGACCACACAUGUGACAAGAACGCCAGAUGCAACAACAUCAUUGGCUCAUACCAUUGCACAUGCAAUCCUGGGUUCAGUGGAGAUGGAAGAAAUUGUACCGACAUUGAUGAAUGUGUAACUGGGGACCACACAUGUGACAAAAACGCCAAAUGCAACAACACCAUUGGCUCGUACCAUUGCACAUGCAAUCCAGGGUUCAGCGGAGAUGGGAGAGAAUGUACCGACAUUGAUGAAUGUGUAACUGGGGACCACACAUGUGACAAGAACGCCAAAUGCAACAACAUCAUUGGCUCGUACCAUUGCAUGUGCAAUCCUGGGUUUAGCGGAAAUGGGAGAGAAUGUACCGACAUUGAUGAAUGUGUAACAGGGGACCACACAUGUGACAAGAACGCCAGAUGCGGCAACACCAUCGGCUCGUACCAUUGCACAUGCAACCCAGGGUUUAGCGGAAAUGGGAGAGAAUGUACCGACACUGAUGAAUGUGUAACAGGGGACCACACAUGUGACAAGAACGCCAGAUGCGGCAACACCAUCGGCUCGUACCAUUGCACAUGCAACCCAGGGUUUAGCGGAAAUGGAAGAGAAUGUACCGACAUUGAUGAAUGUGUAACUGGGGACUACACAUGUGACAAGAACGCCAAAUGCAGAAACAACAUUGGCUCAUAUGAUUGCAUGUGCAUGUCUGGUUUCUAUGGUAACGGCGCUCGUUGUCAUGAUAUUGAUGAGUGCCGAGAUGGAAGCCACAAAUGCAGUCCCCAUGCGAUAUGUUAUAACACACUUGGGUCGUUUAAAUGUUCUUGCAAAGAUGGAUUUCGUGGUAACGGCGUAACUUGCAAUGGAGGAAGAACUCUUUAUGCUCCUCAUCUCAUGAUGUUUGUGCUUUGGGCCAUAGUGACAUUGAGGGCUUGGUCAAUCUAGCGUAGUCCAGCACAGCGAAUAGGGAGUGACAAUCAUCGAUAUCAGAAAGGGGGAGGGAAUCAACGUUUUGUUGGAGAACCCCCCUCCUCCGACCAUUUAAUCUAAUAAAAAAUGGUUCUGAAUAAAAAUUAUGUAAAAAGUAUGUAUAUAUUUUAGUUGAGACUAGUUCAAGUCAUUAGGAAAGACGUUGUAAAUAACCAAAUCAUUAUUUAACUUUCUAAGUUGUAAAAAAAACAGGUCCUUGACUGCAUAGUAUAACAAAAAUAACCAUAUGAAGAAAACGUUAACGUUUUGGGGGUCUGGUACCGAGGAAACUUUCUUUUCAGGGACCUUCUCAACUAACUAAAGAUGGUCACUGUAACUGACACGCAUCAAUGUCCGAUGCUUCAAUGUUUUCGUUAUCACUUAGCUAUAUCAACGCACGCUUAAGAUUAUGAUUAGCUCUCAACAUUUUGAUAUUUAAAGGAAAACCGCUGUUUAGCUCGUUAGUUUAUUUUACGAUCCUGUCUUAGCCGCAUCUAGCUUUUCCUGUUGUAAUCACUUUGGAAUGCGUUGUAUCCUCUAUUGGGACACGUUCGGUGCCCACAUUAUUCACUCAGCCAAAGCCAGCAAUCAGGAAGCAACAGCGCUUAAAGAGUUGGAGAACUCUAUUAUUUUACAGUCCAGAACAGACGUAAGUUUCUAAGCUCAGCUCUUGCCAUUUUUGUCUUUAUCUGAAUUUAUUAGAAAUCAUUGUAAAUAUUAGAAUUGUAAUUUUCUGUAAUUAUUUCGCUCCCUAGUUUUUUACCGCAUCGUGCCUGUGAUUCUGUAACUCUGCCAGCCAAGUAAUAAAGCCAUUACAAAAACCA
This is a messenger RNA of Nematostella vectensis (starlet sea anemone), 2879 nucleotides long. Its product is annotated as fibrillin-1. The transcript has 4 exons. Gene Ontology annotation, molecular function: protein binding; calcium ion binding. Lineage: Eukaryota; Metazoa; Cnidaria; Anthozoa; Actiniaria; Edwardsiidae. The coding region runs from base 193 to 2031 and encodes 612 amino acids. The record is from RefSeq and is a predicted model, not a curated record.